Messenger RNA from Neltuma alba, 1910 nucleotides. RefSeq names its product putative DUF21 domain-containing protein At3g13070, chloroplastic. NCBI's taxonomy places the organism in Eukaryota, Viridiplantae, Streptophyta, Magnoliopsida, Fabales, Fabaceae. The record is from RefSeq and is a predicted model, not a curated record. Gene Ontology annotation, molecular function: flavin adenine dinucleotide binding.
GGAUGUCAACGAGUCUUCGCAAUUGAAGGUGUAGUAAACGCUGGAUAUGGAGUUAUUGGACAGAGCGUAUUGUUGCUCAGAAAUGCAUGGCCUAAGGUGUUACAAGUUCUUCGGAUGUUUAAGGAGCAAGGUUUGGUACUGGUAUUUCUUUUGGGUCUUUCAGCGUUUUUCUCCAUGGCCGAGACUUCAAUUACUACCCUUUGGCCUUGGAAGGUUCGUGAGUUGGCUGAAAAGGAGUCCGAAAAUGGUGUCUUUAGACUGCUCCGAAGUGAUGUUACUCGGUUCCUUACAACUAUACUUAUUGGCACGACUGUAGUCAAUAUUGGAGCAACAGCCCUGGUCACGGAAGCUGCAACUGCUAUUUUUGGUGAAGCUGGUGUUAGUGCAGCAACAGGAGUGAUGACGGUUGCCAUUUUGCUUCUCACUGAAAUCACUCCAAAGAGUAUAGCUGUUCAUAAUGCAACAGAGGUGGCCCGAUUUGUUGUCCGGCCAGUGGCUUGGCUUUCUCUGGUAUUGUACCCAGCAGGAAGAAUUGUCACUUACCUUUAUGGGAUGCUGAAAUUGCUUGGCUUAAAAGGAAGAAGUGAACCCUAUGUAACUGAGGAUGAACUGAAAUUGAUGUUAAGAGGUGCAGAGUUGAGUGGGGCAAUAGAGGAGGAAGAACAGGAUAUGAUUGAAAAUGUGCUGGAGAUAAAAGACACUCAUGUCAGAGAAGUCAUGACACCCCUUGUUGAUGUUGUCGCGAUUGAUGCAAGUGCAAGCCUUGUAGAUUUUCACCACUUGUGGGUCACUCAUCAAUACUCAAGGGUGCCUGUUUUUGAGCAGCGUGUUGAUAAUAUAAUGGGUAUUGCAUAUGCAAUGGAUCUCCUGGACUAUGUUCAAAAGGGUGAGCUACUAGAAAGUACCACUGUUGGAGACAUGGCACACAAGCCCGCAUAUUUUGUUCCUGAUUCAAUGUCUGUUUGGAAUCUUCUCAGAGAGUUCCGAAUCCGGAAAGUUCACAUGGCGGUUGUGCUUAAUGAGUAUGGUGGAACUGUGGGAAUUGUAACUCUAGAAGAUGCUGUUGAGGAAAUUGUUGGUGAAAUCUUUGAUGAAAAUGAUUCAAAGGAGGAGAUACAGAAAAAAACUGGGUACAUUGUCAUGCGAGCCGAGGGUAUAUUUGAUGUGGAUGCAAAUACAUCAAUAGAUCAGCUCUCUGAAGAUUUGAACAUCAAGAUGCCAGAGGGUCAUCAAUAUGAGACAGUUUCAGGCUUUGUGUGUGAAGCAUUUGGCUAUAUCCCAAGGACAGGUGAGAGUGUCAAGGUGGUUCUUGAAAGGGAAGAUGAAGAUGAAAAUGACGAGUCUAAUGGUGAUAACCAGGAGGCAAAGGAGAAGUAUCAAAUUUUCAAACUCGAGAUACUAGCAGGAAAUGCUAGAAAAGUGAGCGCUGUUCGGUUUGAACGAAUAAACAAUGAAGAAGAAAUGUUGGAGAGCAAGGAAGUAACUAGGCUGGUCCCAAAAAUCAUGAAGAGAAGAUGGAAUGAUGAAGAAGAUUCGGAUAGCGCGGAAUAUGAUGGAGAAGCAUUCUCAGAGAGACCCCAGGACAGCCUAUCUGAUGAAGUUGAACAUGAAGCCAAAAAUGGUCAUGACCGUUCGUGAUUUGUUUGCUUGUUUGUUUUUGGGGGGCUUUGUGCUAUUCUUGCAACAUCAUAAAAUGAUGUGAAGAUUGGGGGGAGAGAGAGACUUGAAAAGAAUGAGAAUAAUUCAUUGGAUAAUAGGGAGAUUAGUGGGAUGAGAUGCAUUUGCAUCGUCGGCUUUAUUUGCGGCUUGUAUUUUCUUCCUCUAUAAUAAAAGGGAAGUAUUUCAUUCAAAAGAAACUGUACAGAUAAAAACGAGGAAGCCUACAGUAGAAGGUGCUGGAAUUUAUUUCA